AGGAAAAUUUUCCUGAUUCAGGAAAAAAACAGACCCCGUUGGCGGGCCGGUCCUGAUUGCGUAGGGUUUUUUUUGUUCGGCAUCCUGUUUUUUCAGCGGUUUUUUUGUAGUGAACUCUGAUCACUCCGCAUGGUUUAUGUAACGCGUACGGAUUCGGCGAAUUCACACUAGCAACGGCAACCUGGCUCCAAACAACGCAGCUUCACCACCUUCUGUCGAGUCCUUACAUCGGCCUCAUGCUGGACGAGAGCACCGACCGCUGCCGAGGGAAGCACUUGAUUGUGUACGCCCACUUCAUCCGUGACAACCGGCUGGUGUGCGAGUACCUGGCCUUGCUGACGGUGGACAAAGCCGAUGCGUCUUCACUGCUCGCCCUACUGCUUACCCACCUGAACGCCAUUGGGGUGGAUCUCCAGCGAGUCUCCGGGAUCAGCACUGAUGGGGCGGCUGUCAUGAUGGGGUCGAAGAGUGGGCUUGUUACUCGACUGCGCCAGCAAUGGCCGUGCUUCCGCUGAGCACGGUGGAAUGUGAGCGGGGAUUCUCACGACAGAAUGUCAUCAAGUCGUGGCUGCGGGGCAGCCUGAAGGACACACGGCUGAGCGAUCUCAUGUGCAUCAGUCUGCUCGAUUAUGA
Closterium sp. NIES-67 is the source of this 633-nucleotide messenger RNA. Lineage: Eukaryota; Viridiplantae; Streptophyta; Zygnematophyceae; Desmidiales; Closteriaceae. The record is from the annotation of a GenBank genome assembly.